Molecule: messenger RNA, 3195 nt
Organism: Astyanax mexicanus (Mexican tetra)
Lineage: Eukaryota; Metazoa; Chordata; Actinopteri; Characiformes; Acestrorhamphidae
Product: zinc finger protein 239-like
Exons: 2
Coding region: 341-1384 (347 amino acids)
Source: RefSeq, a predicted model, not a curated record
GCUAGUUGCCGAAUGUAACGCUAUUGGCUCCGGGGUUCUGCAGAAAUACAGCAGUGGGUUCAAGGCUGUUUAUAGUUUUGGAUCAGAACAAGAAACAGAGUCAUUGUGAUGUAUUGAUUGGACAUGUUAUAAUAGUUUCAGCGCUUUGGACAGAUGUUUGCUGUGGUUUAAAAUGAAGACUGUAUUCUCUGUAGGUGAAUAUGGAAGGGUGGUUAGAGUUUCCCCCGGUCUCCAGUAAAGUGGAGCAGCAGAAGAUCCAGCUCUGAUCAGCAGCUCCACACCUCUGUACUCAGACUGCUCUGCUGGAGGAACACCAUCAGCUCACCUGCUGCAGAACUAAAUGCUGUCGUGUUCCAAGUUUUCUCCUGAUACCAGUGACAACUGGAUAAAGUUUAGAUUCACAAAAACAAGAUUUCAAAAAGAGGUUAGGCUGCUGAAUGUACUGGAGAACAUGGCAUCCAGAGAGAUCUCCAAUACUCAUCAAACACUCUCUACUACACCUCACAAGCAAAUGCUGAAACGUACAGGCAAGAAGAAAACUCACCACUGUUUAGAAUGUGGGAAGAGCUUUUCUGACCACAGUCAUCUCAGAACACACCAGCGCAUUCACACUGGAGAGAAACCAUAUCACUGUUCAGACUGUGGCAGAAGUUUUACUAGACUGAGUGGUCUCCAAGAUCAUUCCCGUAUUCACAAUGGAGAGAAACCUUAUCACUGCUCAGACUGUGGGAAGAAUUUUAGAUUUCACAGUAAUCUUCAACGACACCAGCGCAUUCACACUGGAGAGAAACCGUAUCACUGUUCAGACUGUGGGACGAGUUUUAGUAGUUGGAGUACUCUCCAAGAACACCAGCGCAUUCACACUGGAGAGAAACCGUAUCACUGUUCAGACUGUGGGAAGAGUUUUAGGAGUCGAAGUAAUCUCAGAACACACCAGGUCGUUCACACUGGAGAGAAACCAUAUUACUGUUCAGACUGUGGAAAGUGUUUUAAUAAUUGGAAUACUCUCAAUGUACACCAGAUCAUUCACACUGGAAAGAAACCAUAUCACUGUUCAGACUGUGGGAAGAGUUUUACUAGACCUAGUUUUGUCCAGCGACACCAGUGCAUUAACACUGGAAAUAAACCAUAUUAUUGUUCAGUCUGUGGGAAGAAUUUUACUAGACAUAAUAAUCUCCAGCGACACCAGCUCAUUCACACUGGAGAUAAAUCGUUUCACUGCUCAGAAUGUGGAAAAAGUUUUACUCAGAAGGGUGGUCUUAAAUCACACCAGCGCAUUCACACUGGAGAUAAACCGUUUCACUGCUCAGAAUGUGGAAGAAGUUUCACUCAGAAGGGUAAUCUUAAAUCACACCAGCGCGUUCACACAGGAGAGAAACCAUAAUCACUGCUCAGAGUGUGCUGUGAGCUUCAGAUCUUUACGAUCAGUCAAUAAACACAAGCAUUAAAAGCAGUCUUGAAAAUGGGCAGUGAUACACCUAAAAUCAUUCCAGUUCCCAACCCAGAUCUAUUGAUCGAUAGAUAGAGGUGUAAACCUGCUUUAAACAGUUGCUGAAGCAUAUACAUCACACAAAAUAUAGUUAUGUAAGCUUUCAUAAGCUUUCAGCCCAUACUCCAAGUUUGUCCUUCCAAGCCAGAUCCUGAGGUAGAUGAACUGAAGUCUGUCUGUAGAGCCCAGUUCACAUGAUCUAGUGAUUGCAAUAAGGAAUUCAAUAAUAAGAGUUUGUUUACUGCAUAUUGUACUAAAAUUAUAGCAAUGUUUUUUGUCAUAUUUUGUGUCAUUAUAAGGUACACAUACACAACAAUGAAAUACAGUUAGAUCGUACAACAGUUAAUAAUAAAUGUAUUAUAUUAAAUAGAAAUGUUAAAUAUAACAAGUUAUAGGUCACUAUACAUAUACAGCUCUGGAAAAAUGAAGAGACCACUUCAGUUUCUGAAUCAGUUUCUCUGAUUAUACUAUUUAUAGGUAUAUGUUUAAGUAAAAUUAACUUUGUUGUUUUAUUUUAUAAACUACGAACGACAUUUCUCCCAAAUUCUAAAUAAAAAUAUUGUUAAAACAUUUAUUUGCAAAAAAAAAAGAGAUGCAGAGCUAUUAGACCUCAAAUAAUGCAAAGAAAACAAAUUCAUAUUCAUAGUUUAGAAAUCAAUAUUUGGUGUAAUCACCCUGGUUUUUAAUCACAGUUUUCAUGCAUCUUGGCAUGUUCUCCUCCACCAGUCUUACACACUGCUUUUGAAUAACUUUAUGCCACUACUCCUGGUGCAAAAAAUCAAUGCAGUUCAGUUUGGUUUGAUGGCUUGUGAUCAUCCAUCUUCCUCUUGAUUAUAUUCCAGAGUUUUUUUUUAGUUCUGUAACAUCAAAGAAACUCAUCAUUUUUAGAUGGUCUCUUUCCCGAGCUAGUAUGUAGUAUGUUCAAUCCCACUGAAUCACAGAUUGACUAACACGACUCAGAACUUGCUGUUGGACAGUGGUUUAACUGAAGUAAGACUUUUCCAACAGCGUUUGGAUAAGUCACUUAAACAGUAGAGUCAGUCAGAUAAGAUGGGAUGCUUUGGCUGCUUAUCACUCUCUGGUUUGAAAAAACUUUUUUUGAAACCUAACAGUACAGUGACCUAUACAUUUUUAUGGGCAAAUCAGAAAAGGUGUAAAACACUACCAGUCUGAAAGCAUUCACAUGUGAUAUGUAGAGGGUAAAAAAGGUGGAUACAGGUGAGGAUUCUGGUGUCUUCAUCAAUGUUGUCAAUUUGAAGCCCUUUAAUACCUGGGACACUAGCUGCCACUAGCAGACAUAUAGUACAGACGAGCAGAGGAAUGUUGCUUGACCACAGUGGGUCAAUGGGUCAAUUAAAAACACUUCUGAGUAUGAGCACGACCAGGUGACCCUUUUGACUCACCUUUUUAUCAUGACCAAGAUUUACCUGACCACAGCUUGAGCUCUGACAGCUCCAGCAACGAGGCUAUUAUACAACACUUCUCACAAAACACACCUCAGGACAAAGACCUAUUUAUUGACACUAAUGCUGCCCAACACUUUUAGACAGUAUAACUUUUGGCACAGGCAGAUUUCCAGAGUCCCAGACCACAUCAGAAUGAUCAGUAAAUAGGAAGACCAGCCCUCAAUCUUCAUUAAGUGCUAUACUAAUUUCUUGCUGUUAAAAGUAGAAGGGAUUAAUCAAGAACUGACUAAUUUGAUAUUG